Messenger RNA from Penicillium verhagenii, 2394 nucleotides. RefSeq names its product glycoside hydrolase family 92 protein. Bases 1 to 2394 code for a protein of 797 amino acids. Gene Ontology annotation, biological process: carbohydrate metabolic process; protein deglycosylation; glycoprotein catabolic process. The transcript has 7 exons. NCBI's taxonomy places the organism in Eukaryota, Fungi, Ascomycota, Eurotiomycetes, Eurotiales, Aspergillaceae. Gene Ontology annotation, molecular function: carbohydrate binding; peptide-N4-(N-acetyl-beta-glucosaminyl)asparagine amidase activity. Gene Ontology annotation, cellular component: cytosol; nucleus. The record is from RefSeq and is a predicted model, not a curated record.
AUGUCUCCGGCAAUAUCCCACCUUCGCGUGAAAGGGUUCGGUAUCUUUGCUGCGCUUCUUUAUGCUUCGUCUGUUAUAGCUUCAAAUGAUAACACAGGCAAUACCUUUGAUGUUUUGGAUUAUGUCGAUCCUUUUAUUGGUACCGCAAAUGGGGGCCACGUCUUUGCAGGCGCAACACUGCCAUUUGGCAUGGCAAAAGCCGUUGCCGACACAGCUGGCGAGAAUCAAGCCGGUUUUGCAUACGACGACUUGACUGUCACGGGCUUCUCGCAUAUGCACGACUCAGGCACAGGGGGUUCACCAUCAUUAGGCAAUUUCCCCAUCUUUGCUCAAACCUGCGAUAACAUUAACGAAUGCAAUUGGCAACAAUCUGAUAGAGCUGUGGGCUGGCUGGAAAAUGAAAAAUCACCUCUGGCAAGACCCGGAUACUUUGCCAUCUCACUCGAAAACGGAGUGCAUGCCGAAAUGACAACCACCAACCGAUCUGCUUUGUAUAGAUUCACCUUUGACAAUUCUUCUAGCAGUUCCCUGAGCCCGGUGAUUUCAGUAGAUUUGAUGGAUCUACCGCAGUCACGGACUAAUGGAACUGCUGUUGUGGACAAAUCAACUGGACGACUGAGCGGAAAUGGUACUUUCAGUCCAAGCUUCGGCAUUGGAAGUUAUGACCUUCACUUCUGCGUUGAUUUUAAGGGGGCUGAACUCCGUGAUACAGGAGUCUGGGUCAAAAAUCGCGCCAAUUUUAGUCAAGAAUUUGUUUCAAUGCUGGCUGAUGGCACAAACACCCCAGCUACUCUAUCAGGUGGCACAUUUGCGAGGUUUCACGCCCCCCAAAACAAUACCCUCCUGGCUCGUGUAGGGGUCAGUUUCAUCAGUGUCAACCAAGCUUGUGAAAAUGCCGAGAAAGAACAGCCUGACUUUGACUUUGAUGGAACUCUGGCAGUGGCUGAAGAUGUUUGGAGGAGAAAGUUGAGCGGCGCUGUCUCCGUAGAUUCUCAGGGAGUAUCGAAGGAAUUGCAAACAGUUUUCUGGAGCGGUUUAUACCGGUCCUAUAUUUCCCCACAGGAUUACACUGGCGAAAAUCCCCUCUGGGAGAGUGACGAGCCAUACUACGAUAGCUAUUAUUGCAUUUGGGAUUCAUACCGAAGCAUCCACCCACUCUUGACAAUAGUCGACCCUGUGUCACAGUCUCUCAUGAUGCGCAGUCUUGUCGAUAUCUACCGACAUGAAGGAUACUUACCCGACUGUCGUAUGUCCCUCUGUAAGGGCUUUACCCAGGGAGGUUCCAACGCAGACGUACUCAUGGCAGAUUCUUAUCUCAAAAAGAUACCCGGUAUCGACUGGGAUACUGCCUACGAAGCUGUUGUGAAAGAUGCCGAAGUGGAGCCUAAGAAUUGGGGCGUAGAGGGACGUGGUGGCUUACACAGUUGGAAGAGCCUUGGAUACGUCCCUGUCGACGAUUAUGAUCCCUAUGGAGUGGGUACCCACACUCGCAGUGUCUCUCGAACGGUGGAAUAUGCGUAUAACGAUUUCUGUAUCGCUGAAAUGGCCAAGGGAAUGGGACAUUCGGCCGACCACGACAAAUAUAUCGCACGAAGUGGAAACUGGGAGAAUUUAUUCAAAGCAGAUCAGAAGUCCAGCAUCAACGGAGUCAACACCGGUUUCACUGGAUUCCUACAGCCUCGCUAUGCAAACGGUACUUGGGGUUACCAAGAUCCCAUUUUCUGCAGCCCUCUUCUCAACUUUACCUCUUGCUACCUCAAUCCUGAAGGUCAUGAGACAUAUGAAGGAAGCUCAUGGCUAUACAGCUUCUAUGCCCCACACGAUAUGGGAGGUCUGAUUCAGAGUCUCGGAGGCAUGGAAACUUUUACCUCCCGGCUCCAGUUCCUCCACGAGUCUGGACUUCUAUAUGUGGGCGACGAGCAGGCUUUUCUCCCAGUCUUUCAAUUCCACUACUCGGGGCGGCCUGCUUUAUCUUCGAAGUUCAGCCACUCUUACAUCCCAUCCCAAUUCAAUACUACUGUUGAAGGCAUUGCCGGUAACGAUGACAGUGGAGCCAUGGGGUCGUUUGUUGCUCUUUCAAUGAUAGGUCUCUGGCCGGUGGCUGGAAUGGACACCUACCUUAUAAAUCCUCCCUAUUUCAGAGAGGUGAAUAUUACGAAUGGCCUUACUGGUAAGGUGGCGACGAUCCGGAAUAUUAACUUUGACCCUACCUACGAAUCGAUUUAUAUUCAAAGUGUGACAUGGAAUGGCAAGCCUUGGACUAAGAACUGGGUGACACAUGACUUCUUUACAGAUGGUGGACUUUUGGAGCUAGUUUUAGGUCCAACAGAAAGUGCAUGGGGAACCAACACUGAUGACCUCCCUCCAAGCCUUUCUGAAUACCCGAAAAAAUGA